Molecule: messenger RNA, 540 nt
Organism: Knipowitschia caucasica
Lineage: Eukaryota; Metazoa; Chordata; Actinopteri; Gobiiformes; Gobiidae
Source: the annotation of a GenBank genome assembly
AUGGAACUGCAGAAGUUUGCAAACGGGGAACAGCUCCACGACCCGUCGGCUGAAGAGGGAGCGCUGCCUGAGGAGGAGAGGUUUCUGCCGGAAAAACCUGGGUCCUCAAGGAGACACCAAUUCACAGACUUUGAGGGGAAGACGUCCUUUGGGAUGUCCGUGUUUAAUCUCAGUAAUGCCAUCAUGGGCAGUGGGAUCCUGGGCCUGUCCUACGCCAUGUCCAACACUGGGAUCAUCCUCUUCCUGCGCAGACAGACAGGCGCAGACAGACAGGCGCAGACAGACAGGCGCAGACAACAGGCGCAGACACAGGCGCAGAAGGGCGCAGACAGACAGGCGCAGAGCAGACAGGCGCAGACAGACAGGCGCAGACAGACAGGCGCAGACAGACAGGCGCAGACAGACAGGCGCAGACAGACAGGCGCAGACAGACAGGCGCAGACAGACAGGCGCAGACAGACAGGCGCAGACAGACAGGCGCAGACAGACAGGCGCAGACAGGCAGGCGCAGGCAGGCGCAGACAGGCUUUUUGGUUCUAG